ACAAAAUUACAAAGAAAACCAACACACAUAUAAGCAACAACAAUUGUCUGUGAUUGCAAAGAAGAAGGAAAGGGAAAAAAAUGCAAUCACUUGGUCAAAAUGAGGCCUCCGAAGCAUGCCCUCAAGGUUGCUGCCCUACCUCAAUAUUGUUCAACCCACCACCACCAUCAUCUCAGAACACAAUAACCAAACCAAGAAACAGUUCUUCAGAGUGUCGCCACAGCUUUGUUGCCACAACAGCAUCCUCAAUCUUUCCAAACACCAAAUUCACCAACCAUGAGUCUCUUCCAUCUUUGCAUGAAUCAUUCAGUGAAUUCAAGAAAGUGUACCCUCAAUACUCAGACUCUGAACAGGUAGACCAUGUGAGAGCCAAAGAAUAUUACCAUCUCUCUUUCUCAAACCAAUCAUGCCUUGAUUACAUUGGUAUUGGCCUUUUCUCUUACUACCAACGUCAACACCAUGACACCUCAAAAACCCAACUUGCUUCUUCUUCAACACCUCAAUCUCCACCCCAAUAUUCUGAUAUUCCCUUCUUUAGCAUAUCCUAUAAGACUGGGAAUCUGAAGAAUCUAUUGCUUCAUGGGGGGCAGGAAUCAGAGUUUGAGUCUGCAAUGAGGAGAAGAAUAAUGAAGUUCCUUAACAUAUCUGAGAAUGAUUACUUCAUGGUUUUCACAGCAAACAGAACUUCAGCUUUCAAGCUAGUGGCAGAUUCAUAUCCAUUCAAAUCUAGUAAGAAGCUUCUGACAGUGUAUGACUAUGAGAGUGAGGCAGUGGAAGCAAUGAUUAGUUGCUCAGAGAAGAGAGGAGCCAAGGCCAUGUCAGCAGAGUUCUCAUGGCCAAGGCUUCGGAUUCAAUCAUCAAAACUGAGAAAGAUGAUUGUUAGCAAGAGUAAGAAGAAGAAAAAGAGGGGUCUUUUUGUGUUCCCAGUUCAUUCAAGGGUAACAGGAGCAAGAUAUCCUUAUCUGUGGAUGAGCAUAGCACAGGAAAAUGGGUGGCAUGUGUUGAUUGAUGCUUGUGCUUUAGGGCCAAAAGACAUGGACAGUUUUGGCCUCUCUCUCUUUCGCCCUGACUUUCUCAUUUGUUCUUUCUACAAGAUUUUUGGAGAAAACCCUUCUGGGUUUGGAUGCCUUUUUGUCAAGAAAUCUGUUAUCUCCAUUCUUGAACCCUCCUCUUGUGCAGGAAUUGUGAACCUUGUGCCAGAAAGGCUGCUACUUCAGCUAUCACAGGAGAUGGGUUCUUCUUCUGGUGAUGAUGGCAAACAAAAUUAUUUAACUACCUUACAUGAACAAGAAUUGUCUUCUUUAAGUUCUUUCUCUGGUCGGAUACAAACCACACAGUCUUUAAAAGUUGAAGAGGAAUCAUCAGAGCUUCAGGUCAUAGUGGCACCUACGGAAGGACUAGUUGAGAGCCUUCAAAAUAAGAAAGCACAAGAUGGUGAAAAUGGGAGCUUUAAUAUUGAAUGUAGGUGUUUAGAUCAAGUGGAUUCUUUGGGGUUGAUAUUGAUCACCAACAGAACAAGGUACCUGAUAAAUUGGCUGGUGAACUCAAUGAUGAAAUUAAAGCACCCUAAUUCAGAAGGGGUUCCCCUAGUCAAGAUUUAUGGCCCAAAGAUAAAGUUUGACAGGGGACCUGCUUUGGCAUUCAAUGUGUUUGAUUGGAAAGGUGCAAAGGUCGAGCCUGUGUUGGUGCAGAAACUUGCUGAUAGAAGCAAUAUAUCUCUCAGCUAUGGAUUUCUACAUCAUAUUUGGUUUUCAGAUAAGUAUGCAAAUGAGAAAGGAAAAGCCCUACAGACCAAAGAAGGAAGAGGCCAGAGAGUAACUACCAACAAGAUGGAAGAUAGAGAUAAGCUAGGAGUAACUGUAGUUACUGCUGCAUUAAGCUUUCUUGCUAACUUUGAAGAUGUCUUUAAACUAUGGGCUUUUGUUGCUCGGUUUCUUGAUGCAGACUUUGUGGAGAAGGAAAGAUGGAGAUACACUGCUCUCAAUCAGAAAACUAUUGAAGUUUGAUUUCAUAAAUUUCAUUUAUUCUUCUGGAUUGUGGUCCAUAGAAGACUUGAGUGUGUGAAUUCGGAUGAGGAUCUCAUGCUGAUCUCUAAUAAUUUUUUUGACAAGUUCGUUAGGUAUAUACACAAUUGAUUUGUCAAAUAUAUUUCAUUUUACUUGUUUCCUGUAUUUUGUCCUUGCAUGCACGUUUUAGCAGCUCCACAACUCUACAUUGGUAUUUAAAAAAAUGGCAGCUAGAAAAUUUGAAUGUACAAUCUAACUCAAGGAUAAAGAAAUCAGGAUACCCUUCUAAUUACUCACAAACUGACAAGAGUGUAAGUUCCAGUACUACUAUAUUGGGUAACUGUUCUUGUAUGAUAUGUAUGGUUGUUUAAGAAAAAUCAACUCACGAAUACUGAAAUGAUCUACAUC
Molecule: messenger RNA, 2414 nt
Organism: Abrus precatorius (Indian licorice)
Lineage: Eukaryota; Viridiplantae; Streptophyta; Magnoliopsida; Fabales; Fabaceae
Product: molybdenum cofactor sulfurase-like
Exons: 1
Coding region: 81-2006 (641 amino acids)
Source: RefSeq, a predicted model, not a curated record